Eruca vesicaria subsp. sativa (arugula) is the source of this 457-nucleotide messenger RNA. NCBI's taxonomy places the organism in Eukaryota, Viridiplantae, Streptophyta, Magnoliopsida, Brassicales, Brassicaceae. The record is from the annotation of a GenBank genome assembly.
AGGACGAAGAAGAGAGAAACAUCAAGUCAUUCACUUACUUUAGCAAGCAAAUCCCUAAACCCCACAACUCUUUCACAAAGCAAGAAAGAUUUUAGCAAGGAAAAAAAAAAUGAAAGCUUUAGAAGAAUCAAAAGUCUCUAUUGUUUUGUGGCUUCUUUGCUUCUCAGUCUUCUUCACUUCCAGUCUCCAGGAAAAUGAGCUGACAACAGCAUCUAAAGAAGAAGGAGAGAUGAGGAUGGUGCCAUUAAUGGAGGAGAAGUAUAUGGUGAUGAAUGAAACAAGAAGGAAGCUUGGGAGUUUCCAGAUAUGUUCAGUUUGUACUUGUUGUGGAGGUGCUAAAGGUGCUUGCUUGCCUUUACCUUGUUGCUUUGCAAUUAACUGCAACAUCCCUAAUAGACCCUUUGGUUAUUGCUCCUUCACUCCCAAAUCAUGCAAUUGCUUUGGUUGCCACAUCUGA